Messenger RNA from Musa acuminata AAA Group (dessert banana), 1382 nucleotides. Its product is annotated as protein BIIDXI-like. Bases 118 to 1329 code for a protein of 403 amino acids. The record is from RefSeq and is a predicted model, not a curated record. The transcript has 4 exons. Gene Ontology annotation, cellular component: plasma membrane. NCBI's taxonomy places the organism in Eukaryota, Viridiplantae, Streptophyta, Magnoliopsida, Zingiberales, Musaceae.
CAUCGAUAAGAGAGGGUGGCAGAUGGGAAAACACCAAGUGAGUUGGAAGAAGCGAAGGGGAAGAACUCGCUCCCGUCCUCUUCGUAAUUAGACCGGUUCAUCACCCUUGUCGACGAGAUGCGCCGGUCCACCGCCGCCGCUCAACGCGCCUGGUUGCCUCUCUUCUGCGUGCUUCUCCUCCUCCUCCUCUUCUCUCUGUUUGCUACAGCUGCGGUUGAAGAUGGUUUGCUUAACAAUGGAGAUUUCGAGACAGUAGGUGCCGUCUCAACCGGUGGCAAGGGUGACGGAAUCACCUCCUUCCCUGGCUGGACUGUCAAUGGGACGGUGGAACUCGUCGAAUCUGGUCAAAAGCAAGGCGGCAUGAUCCUCAUAGUCCCCCAAGGGGUGCACGCGGUGCGGCUGGGGAACGACGCAGAGAUAUCGCAGAGCCUGCAGCUGGAGAAGGGGGCGACGUACGCGGUGACGUUUAGCGCGGCGCGGACGUGCGCGCAGCUGGAGACGCUGAACGUGUCGGUGUGGCCGGCGUCGCAGGCGGUGGACCUGCAGACGCUGUACAGCGUCGAGGGGUGGGACGCCUAUGCCUGGGCGUUCCAGGCGCCGGCGGAGGCCGAGGUCGACGGGGCGGAGUCGAGGCUGAGCUUUAGGAACCCCGGCAUGGAGGACGACCCCACCUGCGGUCCCAUCAUCGACGAUGUCGCCAUCAAGAAGCUCUUCGCUCCCGAGAGACCCCAAGACGAUGCCGUCGUCAAUGGCGACUUCGAGGAAGGCCCGUGGAUGUUACCCAACUCCAGCCUCGGCGUGCUCCUCCCCACCAACCUCGACGAGGAGACGUCCGCCCUCCCCGGCUGGAUGGUGGAGUCCAACCGCGCCGUGCGCUACAUCGACUCCUACCACUUCGACGUCCCGCAGGGGAAGCGCGCCGUCGAGCUGCUGUCGGGAAAGGAAGGGAUCAUCUCCCAGAUGGUGGAGACAACCCCUCAGAAGCAGUACAGCCUCACCUUCACGGUCGGGGCCGCUGGCGACUCCUGCCAGGCGCCCAUGGCCAUCAUGGCCUUCGCGGGGGACCAGGCGCAGAGCUUCCACUACUCGCCCAAGGGCAACGCGACCCACCAACCUGCCAACGUCACGUUCACGGCGCGGGCCGAGAGGACACGCAUCGCCUUCUACAGCGUGUACUACAAUACGAGGAGCGACGACCGGAGCUCGCUCUGCGGGCCGGUGGUGGACGAGGUGAGGGUGCGGGGAGUCUCCAAGGCAGCCGCGAGUAGCUCCAAAUGGGUUGCAUGUCUUCUCAGUCUGGCCGUGCCCGUGCUUAUGGUGUUCUUCUGAGUCUUCGCUCUCCUCCGAGUCAAAAUAAUAUUAAUGGAUAUCCUAUUAAUCAA